Molecule: messenger RNA, 525 nt
Organism: Phalaenopsis equestris
Lineage: Eukaryota; Viridiplantae; Streptophyta; Magnoliopsida; Asparagales; Orchidaceae
Product: protein argonaute 2-like
Exons: 2
Coding region: 124-525 (133 amino acids)
Source: RefSeq, a predicted model, not a curated record
CUAAAUUGACACAUGGUUUUUCGGAUACUUGGAUCUUGUUGACCUAGAAAGUUUCUCGAGGUCAUAGUUCCCCGGCGGCGGAAAACGAAGGGCGCUCGCUCCGAUUGACAGGCGGCGACAAGGAUGAAUCCCUUCGAUUCCAGAUACGCCGAUCCAUAUUCUUACAGAGACAGAAGAAGCGACUUGCUCCAAGCACCUCCGCUCACUGCUACUCCAGUGAACCCUGCCGGUUUUCAUGGUGCGUUCUAUCCUCCUCGCAGUCAACCUUUCCCAGGCGGCGGUUCAUAUCCACCUUUUCAACCUCCCCAUAGUGGCGUCCUUGGAGGAGGACGGGGGAGAGAAGUUGAUUCUGGGAGGGGAGGUGGCAGAGGGCAUGAGUUUGGCGGCCGUGGCAGAGGGCGUGAAUUUGGGGGACGGGGCAGAGGGUCUGAGUUUGGGGGCCGGGGCAGAGGGUCUGAGUUUGGGGGCCGGGGCAGAGGUGGUGGCGGCGGCAGGGGCGUUGAGGUUUAUCGGCAGAGGGUCUGA